AUGCCCCCCCUCCGUCCUCAGGUGUACGUGGCCGGCUCGGGCGUAAGCCUGACCGGGCGGGCGCUGCGGGGGGCGGCGUCGCUGGUGUACACGCCCAAGCCCUUUGUGCCCCUGCCCGACGCGCCGCUGGAGGAUCGCUUCGUGGAGGACAGCGUGCGGGUGAACGGUGACGAAUGGUGGUUCCGCACGUGGCUUCCUCCCGACUUGGACAAG
Prorocentrum cordatum is the source of this 213-nucleotide messenger RNA. The record is from the annotation of a GenBank genome assembly. Lineage: Eukaryota; Dinophyceae; Prorocentrales; Prorocentraceae.